Messenger RNA from Limanda limanda (common dab), 1214 nucleotides. It is a transcript of the gene sdr39u1, whose product is annotated as short chain dehydrogenase/reductase family 39U, member 1. The record is from RefSeq and is a predicted model, not a curated record. Bases 66 to 974 code for a protein of 302 amino acids. Lineage: Eukaryota; Metazoa; Chordata; Actinopteri; Pleuronectiformes; Pleuronectidae. The transcript has 6 exons.
GCUCCUGAACGCGUCUCCCAGGCAGCACAGGUCGGUCCGACCUGUCGUGUCCUUCACUCUGAACCAUGAGAGUCUUGAUAGGAGGAGGAUCGGGCUUCGUGGGCCGGGAGCUGUGCCGUCUGCUCAGAGACAAAGGUCACGAGGUCACACUGAUAUCUCGCCAGCCGGGUCCAGGGAAAAUAACUUGGGGUGAGCUGAAGUCUCAUGGCCUCCCACCAUGUGAGGGCGCCGUCAACUUGGCUGGAGAGAAUCUCAUGAACCCACUGAGAUGGUGGAAUGAAAGCUAUAAAAAAGAUUUAUUCUCCAGUCGCAUCGAUACGACCAAAGCUCUGGCUGAAGCCAUCGCUGCUUCGCCCACGCCCCCCCACUCCUGGGUGCUGGUGUCCGGUGUGGCUUGUUACAAACCCAGUCUGACAGACCAGUAUACAGAAGACAGCGACUGGACGCCGUUUGACUUCCUCUCCAAACUCGUCAAAGAGUGGGAGGCGGCUGCGCUGCUUCCUGAGCCGGUGGCAAAGAGCACCAGACAAGUCGUCAUCAGACCUGGGGCCGUGCUGGGUCGCGAUGGCGGCGCCAUGAAGCAGAUGCUGCUGCCCUUCUGGCUCGGCCUCGGGGGAACCCUGGGGUCGGGGGGGCAGCCGUUCCCUUGGAUCCACGUCUCCGACCUGGCUGGAAUCAUCGCCCACUCCCUGGAGCCCCUCGCCGACUCCCCCCCGCCUGCCACACAGGUGUUAAACGGAGUCGCACCUGCGUUGAACACCAACUACGAGUUCACCAAAGAGCUGGGCCGGCUGCUGAGGCGACCGACCGUCUUCCCCGUGCCGGGCUUCGUCAUUAACGGCCUGAUGGGCUCGGAGCGAGCCAUCGUCCUCACGCAGGGACAGAAGGUCGUCCCUCAGAGGACGCUCGAGGCCGGGUUCCAGUACCAGUACCCAGACCUGACCUCAGCCCUGAAGGAGAUCGUUGGGAGUUAAGGGAUUCUGGAAGAAUGUGCAGCGGCUUAAAUUAUGUCUGUAAAGAUGCCUUCAAGGUUAAUGAAUCGUACACGGAGAGAAGAUAAAGAAAAUGGGUUGAAUGUGUUGGACACGUUUCUGUAAAAUCGUUUUCUUCACAUCUAAAGUAACAAACAGCUUCCAAGAUGUGUUUGAAUCGAGUUUUACAACUUGCAGAUUUGCCCUCUGAGAUUUUGUAAUAAAAAACAUAUACACACGAGA